This is a messenger RNA of Terrapene triunguis (Three-toed box turtle), 334 nucleotides long. RefSeq names its product RNA-binding motif, single-stranded-interacting protein 2-like. The record is from RefSeq and is a predicted model, not a curated record. Lineage: Eukaryota; Metazoa; Chordata; Testudines; Emydidae. Gene Ontology annotation, molecular function: RNA binding. The transcript has 3 exons. The annotation marks the transcript as partial.
CCCAGGCCCGUAACAUUAGGGAGGAAAAUGUUACUUUCCGUCCAGCCGCGAGCCGCGAUCGCCACAUUUGGCUACAAUAAGACCAGCAAGAAGCAGCCUUAUGUGUCAGUGGCCCAGCAGAUGGCGCCCCCGAGUCCCAGCGGCACCAACAACAACAGCAGCAGCAGCAGCGGAGGCGGCGGGGGAGGCGGGGACCAGCUAAGCAAAACCAACCUGUACAUCCGGGGCCUGCACCCGGGCACCACCGACCAGGACCUCGUCAAGCUGUGCCAGCCAUACGGCAAAAUCGUUUCCACGAAAGCCAUCCUGGACAAGACGACCAACAAGUGCAAAG